CUGCGUUGCCUGCUCUCUUUGGGGAGGUGGAAGAGGAACGAAGUUUCUACGAGUGCUGCCAGCCUCCGUGGCAUCGGAGAGAGAGAGAAAAGCAGGCUCGGUGUGUGCCCGGCAUCGAUCGCGAGGCCUGAAGCGCGGAGCGCGCGCGAGACAAGCAUAGGUCUCAGUACUCAGUGCAGUAAGUGAGGCUCUGGACUCGGAGGAUUGUGCUGUGAAAGCCUCGGUGGCAAAGGGCUGGGAUCGGCGCCUCACGCGGCUCAGCGUCGCUAGCUUUCUCCGACUCUCUUUUAGUCUCUCCUUCCUCAGUCGUCAGGCGACGAUCGUUAUUUAGACUCCCCGAGUCGUGUGCAAGGAAAGAAAGAAAGAAAAAAAAAAAACCAAACCAAACCAUCCCCAAGCAACAGGUAGGGGACGCGUGACAGCUCGCUCGCUCGUGCGUGUUUCUUCCCUUCUCCCCCCUUCGUCGAGUCUGCGAGAGUGGCUCCUCUUGUUUCUGCUGCCAUUGGAUUAGUGUCGUCCGUGGGGUGGUGUUCGUUUUCUCUCCCCCGUUACGUUUUUUUAAAAAAAAAUUUUGCCCUAAUUCCUUUCCUCCGUUUUCCCUCCCACCCUUCUCUUUGUCGCAUGCACGCGCGCCGCCGUCGCCUGGAGUUACCGACCUUGAUUCGCGACGACAGCGCCACACCUGUUGGAUUUACAGAUUGCGUCAAUUCGCGGACGUGAAGUCAUCUGCCAACGAAAUCGGCACAAGGCAUUGACGGAGGAAGGAUACCAUCUUCUUCUAUUCUUCCGUCUGUUAUCGAUCAUCACGUGAUCCGCUGAUUAUCUGCUGCAGUGGUGCUGUAAUUAGAGUGAACUAUUGCCUGUCGUAUCUGUCUAUUCCUUGCUUAGCAUCACUCAGGCGCAUUAGUCUUGUGUCUAGGGGGUGUGCUUCUACCCGACUUCUUCAACCUGUGUUCUCUGAGGAUUCGCUUUAUUUAGCGCAUGUCGCAUCUUUACGACCAAGAACAUUCUUUGUAGACCUGCUUCAAGUUACCGUGGUAUUAUUUUUUUGGUUUCACUGGCUCCAAAGAAAACCAACGCUGUGCGAGGAAUAUAUUUGGGGCUGAGAUGCUCCGUUUUCAAUAAACAUUUUUUUUUAAUUUUGAGAGAACAUCUUGGCUGGCAAGCUGAACUGACACGUUUAGUGUCUGCUGCUUGAAAUAUUGUAGACUGAUACAAGGUGCCGCUCCUUGGUGAAAGCUGCCGAUACCCAGCAUUAAUUCAUGGAGACUUUUUUGUAAUCCCUACUGCUGGAGAGGCCUUCUGCUUCGUUCGCGCAUCGAGAGUUGUUUCCCUUUUGCUUCAGGAGAGGAAGCAUAAGAAUCACGACUGACGAUACACCUUCCCAAAAUCAACCUUUGUCACAAUUCUCAGGAAAUUGCCUCCAGCGACAACAACAGCUACACUGGCCACCUUAGUUCGCGCACUACGCCAGCAGUACCAUCACCCCCACCAACCCCAGCAGCAGCAACAACAGCAGCAGCAGCAGCAACAGCCGCUGCAAAGCGAAUCGUUGCUCGUGAGUCUGACGGCCGCCAAACGUUCGCUCUUGUCCAAAGGCAGCAUGGCCGCGGUGUUACAGAACGGAGUACUGGACCACCACCACCUGACUCUUCAGGCGCAUCACCAUCGCCAUCCGCUCAGCCUCCCCCCGCCGCACACCCAUUCUCCCCAGCAGCACCCCUCCCACCACCACCCACAGGGUCAGGCCAGCCAGGGAUCGACAGUGCCCAUGAAAGACCAGGAUGCCAUCAAGCUCUUCGUGGGUCAGAUACCGCGCAACUUGGAGGAGAAGGACCUGCGGCCAAUCUUCGAGGAGUUUGCAAUCUAUGAACUGACCGUGCUCAAAGACCGCUUCACGGGGAUGCACAAAGGUUGCGCCUUUCUGACCUACUGCAACCGGGACAGUGCCAUCACUGCACAGCAAGCGCUGCACGAGCAGAAGACGCUACCCGGGAUGAACAGGCCUAUCCAGGUAAAGCCUGCAGACAGUGAAAGCAGAGCAGAAGACCGCAAGCUGUUUGUGGGCAUGCUGAACAAGCAACAGACGGAGGAGGACGUACGCCAGUUGUUCCACCCUUACGGCUCCAUCGAGGAGUGCACCAUUCUUCGCGAUCAGAACGGCAACAGCAAAGGCUGUGCCUUUGUCAAAUUCUCCUCUCACUCAGAAGCACAAGCUGCAAUCAAUGCUCUGCAUGGAAGCCAGACUAUGCCUGUGAGCACACUAUCUCCUUACAACUUCGUCAGGGGAGCCUCAUCCAGUUUAGUGGUGAAGUUUGCCGACACAGAAAAGGAAAGACAACUCCGCCGCAUGCAGCAGAUGGCAGGUCCACUCGGUCUCCUCAACCCCUUUGCCCUUUCUCAGAUCGGUGGCGCCGCCUACAGCACUUUCCCACAGGUGGAGCAGCCGUAUGAGCUGUCCCGCGUGGGGUCCUUCGACUCUCUCUCUCAGUAUUCUUCGCUCAUGUAUUCAGACACUGCUCUGUACCCGUGCAAAAUCGAGCCGGUCUACACCAAGGCGUCGACGCUGGCCUCCCAGCAGCUGAUGCAGCAACAGGUGGCGCUGAUGGCCGCCCAGGGCACCUACGUGACCGCCAGCCCCGUCAACGUCCUGGGCACAAUGCAGGGCCUGACCAGCCUGGCUGCGCCCAACGGCAUCGCCUCCGCCGCCAUCACCCCGACCACCGCCACGCUGGCCAGUGGUACAGCGACAGCUACUAUCAAUGGCGCUCCUCCCAGCAUGUUGUCGCCGACAGCAGUGGCCAGCUUCCAGGUUCCUCCCGCCAACGGUCAGGCCGCCGAGGUAUACGCCAACGGUAUCCCCCACUACACAGCAGCUGCAGCCCAGGCAGUAAGCAAUGGUGACCCUUUACAGCAGUAUGCCACCAUACAGCCUUAUGCCAGCAUUGCCUACCCGGCAGUUUACGGUCAGUUUCAACAGGCAUUGACGCAGGGAGCUACCUUGCUGCCUACAGCACAGAAAGAAGGACGAAUUCUGGGCGUUGUAACUGCUGACACCCAGAGAAAAAUUCUUCUCGAUCGAGCCGAGCUGACAGAUAGAGGACCCGAAGGUUGCAACCUGUUCAUCUACCACCUGCCUCAGGAGUUUGGAGAUGCCGAGCUGGCGCAGAUGUUUGUCCCCUUCGGCAACGUCAUCAGCGCCAAGGUCUACGUGGACCGUGCGACUAACCAGAGCAAGUGCUUCGGGUUCGUCAGUUUUGACAACCCGGGCAGCGCUCAGGCCGCCAUCCAGGCCAUGAAUGGUUUCCAGAUCGGCAUGAAGCGCCUGAAGGUGCAGCUAAAGAGGCCCAAGGAUGCCAACCGUCCGUAUUAGGCCCCGCCUCGCCAUUGCCGCAAACAGCUUUGUCGGAUCAGUGGAAGAAAGCUUUUCACGAGGACAACAAAUCCACAAUCUGCCAAAAUGGAUUCGGCAACGCCGACCCCCUGAAGACCUACAAUACGACCAAUCGCAGUUUGUCGACGCCUGACAUUUGGAGCAUCACGCGAGCCAUCUAAUGAGAUCUGGUCAGAAAGCAAGUGUACGAGGUGCCCAGAGAAUGGAAGCUCAUAUUUGUACAGACUUCUUCUCAUAGUCAUUCUAUAUACCUUUUUUAGUGUAACAAAGGUUACUUUUUUGGUAACGGUCAAUUAAAUAACAGAUGCCCUUGAUUAUUGAAGCUUUGAGGAGGCUCUCUGUCUCCUCAACUAUUUUUAAGACGGAAAUAUAUUUUGCAUGAUAUAUACCCGCCGAACCAAACUCUGGUCACAACUUGUUGAUAAAAAUAACAUGUCACCAUUUUUUUAAAUUGUACGGUUUUUCAAAAUAUUCAAAAUAUGUUUAACAUUGCUCAGAAUUUUAGUUGUGUAGACACAAUGUAGAUUUUAUUGCAUGGUUUUAUUUAAACAUUGCUUUAAGCCCUUCAGUUCUUUAGUUUGUGUGGAUGCUGUAAUAUUUUCUUGUUUUGUCUGGAAGAAAGAUCUACAUGUGGGUUUUUGUUUAUGUAUCAGUUUGGUUUCCAUCGCAAACUAUAUUUAGUGAAAAUGGAGUUUUGGAAAACGUUUUUUUCCUCAUAAAAUUCAUCAUUAAUUUGGAACAUGGAGUUUGCCAGUUACACUACAAAAAGGAAAUAUUAAAAUAUCGUGAUUCCUAAUCUAAGUAACUUGUUGACAUUGUACAUUCCAAGUUGAAUAUGGAAAUUCCACAUACGUAAGCUAAAUUAUUCUACGGCCAUAACAGGUGCUGAGUAUUCUAUAAAUAGUUGGUGUUGUCUUUGGUAUUUGCGACUAUUUUAUUUAGGGAAAAAGGGGGUGUGUCCCACAAGAAAAGAGAACGCUACGAUUUUCCGCCAGUAAUUGAACGACCCCAAACUUCUGGAUUAGGUCAAAGUUGAAUAGAAAUGGAGAUAAUUUGUGUGGCCCUGUCAGGGUUGAAACCAUUAAGUACUAGACUCUUAGAAGAUAAACUAGAUGAAAACUACCCUUUGAAAUUGGAACUGGUAGGUAGUAGGGAUUUUUACCCGUGUAUGCAGUCAAGACAUUAAACCCAGCAAAGUCGUCAGGCUAAACAUAAAUAUACUCUCUGUACACCUUCACAACCCGUACUCACACUUUACUAUACACAUACAUGUACUUGUACUAUAAAAAUUGGCAACACCUGCGAUGGAAAGAUACGGUGAAGAUAUUUAGGAUGAAGUAGUGCUAAUUAACGCCCGCCUUGAAAAAUAAUUUCAUGGUCGUAAAUGGUAUUCCUAUGACAUGAUCAUUAAAAGCAAACAUGUUAGCCCACCUUGAACUCUUUGAAGCAAUUUUAACACACUUUACAAAUGAAUGUAGGGGAAUAAUUCAACUGUGCAUUUUAUUCUAUUUUAUUCUAAGGCAUUUGCGAGUUUAAAUAUAUUUAAACAAUUUUCCCUUUUGUGUUUAUUUUAACACUUUUUUUGAAAUUUAUUAUCAACCCCCUACCCCCGUUAAUGGCCGGCCCAGUCAUUUUCGCGGGAACUGUACAUAAACAUUUUAUCUGUAUAUAACGGAUACACAAUGUAUACAUCACGCUUAAUAUGUCCAUAAAAAAUAUUUAUGUUUGGAACAUGUAGACCGUUUUGCUUCUGUCCAUCUGACGGAAAUAUGAAAAUGAUUCGUUCCUGACGGCAUACCUUUCCUUGUUUUUCAGUGCACAGUGUAUAUGUGCGUUAUAAGGCCUGGUCACUUUUUGGCGGUAUCUUUGUUGUAUGAUCCCCCACAGAUUUAGACACAUGGUCUUGUUACAAAAAAAAAGUUAAGCUGUGUUGUCACUUGCUUAAGUCUUUACCUAUUUUCACUUUGACCUGAACUCGGGCUCUUUAAUUUUUGCGUUCAAUGGUUGUACUGGCAGAAACACAAACAAAACUUUUUUUUUUUUUUUUUUUUGCCUGAACAUGUGUUGUGAUGGUUUGUAUUGUUAAAAGUGUUGGUAGGAAGACGCUGACUGGCUGACCGGCACGCACCGGCCAUGUUGAUUGGCUAGGCGUGAAGAGCAGCUCCGCAGUAAGCUCAUUUCAGCCUUUGUGAUUGGCCAGAAUCUGCACACGCGACGUGUUAGCUCCCCAUGCGACCUCAUGUUAAAGAGAAGCGACUCUAGUGAUGGAUGUUCUUUUUUGUUUUUACGUUGCGAUGUGUAAUUUAUCACUAUAUUGAUUCUAUACAGCUUAAAAGUUCCUUUAGAUAUUGUUACAAGCGACAGUUGACAGUCGUUCGUUGCGUUGUAGUGUUCUUGUUUGACCUACUUGUGGUGAUCGGGGCGGGGUGGGGCAUGGUUGUUCGCUGUUUUGUUAGUGGACUCUUUGACCACAGAGCAAACCUCCUCCGUAUGUUGGGACGCGGACCUCUGUGCUGGUUCCGUAGGUCCAGAUGUUAUAAUCAGAAAGUUCUAGAAUCUCGAAAAAAAACUUUAUCGCUUGUUUAGAAAUGCAGUUGAGAAUAAGGUAUUCAUUUUUUUUCAAAGGGGAAAAGUGUGUUGCAACGUCUUCCUUUCCUACUCCCACAUAUCCUCGAAUGAGUAAGGAAGGAAAUGCUGGGAAUUUUUUUAAACCUGGAAAUAUAGAGCUACUCGCUUACACAUUAUAUCAAAUCAUAAUUAACAUAAACUGAUCAGCCAUUGAAAAUGUUGCAGUGUUACAAAAAAAAAGAAAAAAGAAAAGCUUUUUUUUCUUUGUCCUUCAGUGAUGGAUCAAAGGGCACAAUCUAUGUAAGAGUAUUUUGAUCACAAAGAACAGUGAUUAUCUACUACCACGCUUAUUGGUCACGAAUUUCGCACUUUCAUUAUGUACACUGCGCACACAUGUUUGUUUACAAGUUUUUAAAUGUCAUAAGUUCAUUUACACAUAUCUUAAAAUUUCAAAACAAUGGACUAUUUUGAAUCCAGUUUUUUUUUAUGUUGUAUAUUUAAUUGCUCAUGUCUUGUUUGUACGAAAACCGAUUAUCAUGUUGGUUGAAGACAGUUCUACUUCAUAGCGUGAGCAAAUUGUGACCCGUUUUUUUCUUCCUCACCUCGAGCUUGGGUGGCCACCCCCAUCCUCCCAAUCAGCGGAGGUGAGUAACAGGGUCGUCAACACACACCACAUGCCGCCGACGAGGAUAGCCCCGCCUGCCCAGUGACGUCACACGAUCGUUUGGCGAUCUGCGGACUCUAGGCAGCCAAUGCCGUCUUUCCCGGAAGCGCGUCACGAAGAAGGCGGCAGUAGCCAAUGGCUGCUUGCUGACAUGUCCACGGCGCUUGCGCAUACAGGGCAUUUGUGACGUCAUCUUUUUUUUUUUUUUUUUGGCUGCAGGUCGGAUAAUAGAGCCCGAUCGCGUUUUAGAGGCAGACCUUCGCGACUCGCCUGAAUGUUGCGGCACGUUAUCACGUGUGUAUAUAUUAUAUACUUAUAAGCAAAAUAUAUAUGAGAAACCUUUUGUACAGCAUAUAUUGAAGCCAUGUUAACUUAUUACCGGUAUCUGUAAUGGGGUGUCACGUAUCACUCAGGUGUCCCUGUGUUUUGGACACGAGAAUAACAGAGUAGACGAACGAACGUGAAGACACGGAGUGGUGACCAGAAUGAUAAAGAAUUUUGGCUUAGACUAUGAAAAUAGCACUGUUUUUUUUUUUUUAAGUCCUUGGACAAUCGGUUCCAGAAGGUAUUUUGCAUUGUGUUGAUGUUGCCUUUGUCUAGUCAUUUCUCUUCCCCUCCCGACUGAUAAUUUAAUUAUAUGGAAGGCAAAGUGCAAUAGCAAGUCGUCCAGCGUUAUCGCUGUGCUUCUGUUGUUUUUGAAUCAUCUCCCUUUCCCCACUUUUUUCACUUCUUGGUGACUUCUGGAUGUGGAGGUGGGGUGGAGGUAGAAUCAAGAAAGGUUAAGAGAAAACUAAGCUUGCUUAGGCUUUUCCACAGCUUUUUUUCUUCUGCCGAACUGGGUGGUGGUGGGAGGUGGAACUGAAAGAUCCCCGCACGUAACGAUCUGCACAACACCAGGAGCUGGCUACUUUUUGCCCAUUCGUUAUUCACGUUCAUUAGUGACAAAGGAAAAAUUCUCUGAUUUCCUUCGUCUUCCUCCCUCUCUCUCUCUCUCUUUUUUUUUUAAAUCGACAGUGUUGCCCAGUAAUAUUAGGCCGUGACAGGUCACGCAGUUUGACAAAUCUAGAAUCUCACGUUUCUGUAAAAAAAAAAAAAAUAAAAUAAAAAAAUAAAAAAAUAAGAAACAGACUGCCUUUUAGCAUUUACCUUUGACGUACGCACGCCUAGGUUUCAGUCGUUGGGUGUUUGCUUGGAGCACCUUCUCGUCCCCCGAGUAACAUCGGACUGUAGACAGCAGAUAGAAAUUUCCACCCCUAUUUCUCCACGCGUGUUGGCCACGCGCAGUAAUAUUCACUCACCAGGGAGAAACGAGAAAGGGUGCAGUGAUUUCCCGGAGCACGUCCUCUCUUCCUCUCCUUUCUACCAAUACAAACCCCCUCGGCAUGGCUCUCUAGGCUCAGGGUGGCCGCCGCGCAGAUCAAGGGUGGGGAAGCAAGCAGUUCCACCCUUCUCACAGUUUUUAGCAUACCCCACCACCCACCCCACCUCAUUCUAUCCAACGUCUGUUCAUCACAACGUGUUCAGAUAUAAUUUUUUAAAAUGACACUUGGAACUUUUUUUUAUCUUUUGGUGUAUUAACUUACCAUCGUAUUUUAUUUAAAGGAGACGAUUUUUGCCUCCACAAUUUUUAAGUUAUUCACUUCACCACGCAUCGUAGUACCUGUAUGUAUGCAUGUAUGUGUGUGUGAGUGUGCGAGCUCACCCACAGAGGUUAAGGGAGGCGGGCUUGGGUCCUAGUGUAAAGACCAUCUCAUUACCUUGCGUUAAUGCUGCUACUGGCAGAGCACUAGAAUCACGUGGUCUUGAACGGCGACAAAAAAAUUGGCACUUAAGUCGACUGUACUGAUUUGUGAGGUACCACCUUUUUUUUUUAAUUUGUUGGUUAGGUUCAGUUGAGCACCUCCUUCACCCUUACAUCAUGUUGGCGAUUUUAGUCAUGCCUUAAGUUUGUCCUCCCCAAGAUUCUUUAUCAUGCGUGAUGUAAUCGGGGUGUAACAGCGACCUGAGUGAUCAAGUAAUUUGGGAACAGGUGCAUCUGGAAACAUACACAAAACCAAGAAAAUUGUUCAGUAACGGGAAUAUCAGUAACAAGCCUUGGAUUCUAACCUCGACCGGGUAACCACAUUGUGGCAAUUUUUUGUUUUAAUUUGAAAUGUCACAAUGCUUUUGAAACUCAUGAGUGUCUUGCACAUAAACACUUGUAGUAGAUAUUUCUUGGACUUUUUGUUUUUAUAUUCAUUUUCGUAGUGAUUUUUCAUGCUUCGUAGAUUUCUUUGUGUACAUGAUCUAGCUUAGAGACUUUUAGCACCAUUAUGUAUUGAUCACAUAUUUAAUCUCUAAUAGUUAGCGAACAAAACGUAAAAGAAAAAAAAUCAUAUAUGAAUGCUCAAUUUGCCACCGUUGCAUAUUACACGAUCUGGAUGUAUAUUUCUUACUGAAAGGAGAGGCUGUGAAGGGGAAGCUAUUCUCAAUCAAGGCAAUACUGAAGCGCCUGUUAAUAAGAUCACAGUCGGGUAAUAACGAAGCCACUUUGCUGAUCAAGGCUGCUGCGAAAAGACGCACGAAAGCAAAAUGUGGCCGGAAGUCAUGAUGGGUUACGAAUCCAAGAGCCUUAACUUCCCCAUGCACUGUCGCUGUCAAGUGUCUCCAUUUAUUAUUUCUUUGAUAACGAUGAUGAUGAUGAUGUCCGGAGAACAAAUGUAAACGAUAUUUUUGUGCAGUGAUCAGUUUGUCAAAGAAGGCGAAAAUAUUUUAAAUACCAUACGUGAACUCGUAAGCCGUCAUGGUCAUCUCUGACCAGAAACACUGGAAAUGACACUUGAGAAAGUUUAGUGCAUGGUGGGUUCAAAGGUGAGAUUCUAUUGCCAUCAGCUUUGCUUGGUGAAGCGUUGUGCGCCAUCGAGUGGAUGGUUGGGAUCUCGAUGCUACACACGAUGUUGCCUUGGUGGGGUCCAGCCUCCCCGUACAGGGCCUCCCCUGGAAGCUGUGCGUGAAUGGGACUGCGCGCGCGCCGUGCAUGUCAUCGCGUCGUUUUGUACAUAGACCUCCGUGUCUCCGGCGUGCGGAAAGAUGCUGCCUACUUACGGAAAUAGUUUUAUGAUACAAACAUGAGAUCAAAGCGUUAUUGUUCCAUUUUGUGAGAAGGGAAAUCUAUUUUUCUAAGACGAUAUUUUUUCAAGCAAGGUUCUAUUUGACGACACAGCACAUUGCCGCCAACCUACAUUCAUGUUCGAUGGGCUGUUGUGAUGGCGUUGUCCCCCGCGUUUGGACGUCGACAUUUUUUAUAUCUCACUUUUUCAACUUUUUCCAUUUUUGUGUGUGAAUUUCUGGGGACCGUGCAUUUUGAUUUUUCUUUUUUUAAUGUUUUUCUUCUCAAUAAAAUCAUUAGUGUUGUAAUUUUUUUUUAACAGACACAUGAAAAGUAUUCACCUAGUCAAACUCGUUUCGAUCAUAUUUUUUGAAAAAUAAACGGAAACGUGGACGCUAUUUUUAGGUUUAGUUUUAGUCACCGUGAAUACAUGUUGUAAAGUUUUUAAGUGUUUUUCCUUCACCGGUUACCGACGACCUCAUGGUGCAGGUCAGGCGCUGGUAGGAGAGUAUUAACCGACGCAGUAAUUCAAUAAAUAUACCAGUGUCGUGGCCUCGUUGUCAUUUCAGUGUUGCAGUCAAAGUACAUCUUAACUCGUAGAAGAUUGUAUGUGUCUCUCGCAGCAUCAGCUCGAUAGCGCGCACCAUACCGGAGUGACAGGCGAGUAACUUUUCGUAUAUACCCUUCGAUUUCUAUGUAGAUGGCUGGUCCAUCUGCAGCGAAACAACGGUUUAUGAUCACAAAUUUGCCCUUAACCUUUAGUGAUUGCGAAAAAUGGUGUUCGGACUGCAUCCUUAGUAAAUUUUAGGCCGUACUUGUUAUUAAAAUCCGUAAUCUUUUUAACCAGGUGUGAACAGUUUUGCUGCUGUGUACACUUCAUGAUGAAACGCGAUGCACGCAGAUUUUCAUGAUGUUGGGUGGAUUCCGAAGUAUAGUGGAUAGCAACCGUGGAUUUGUGAAGACAUUGCGUCAGGGUAUGUCGAAAUCUUCGGUGAAAUUAUCGUGAGGUAGAUACACUGUCCUUUUAAACCAGUCAGCAAACCAACCAUCUACCAACCACCCACGUAAGUUUAUGGGUAUUAUUUGAAAGAAGAGACCAGUACUAAAUUACUCGCAGAUUUUAUUAACCAUGGGUAACACUCGGUGUACCUGUUUGUCGCGACAAACGCCCCAAUUACCGGAGUAGAAGGAAAAGCAGAACUACAAACUUUUUUUGGUCACACCUGCGAUUGCCGCAGUCUGCAGCAGUAAGCGUGCGUCUGCUGUCUAGUACAAGGAAGAUGCGGUCAUUGCAGACGAUUGGCUUGACGACGAGAGAGAGGUGCAAUAAGUCACUAGUUUGUGCGAUGAGCGCGGGAAGCCGUAACGCUGAUGUUGCGAGGGCCAGAUACAAGCGUUGUGGGCACGUUAACGUCUUGGGCAAUUUUUUUCCGCGCGUCCUGUCCCAUUUUCUUCACAGCUUCCAGGGAAGAGUUUUAUUUGAGAUAUUUUACCUCAGAUUAUUAAUAUCAUCAAUAUUCUAUAGUUUCUUUGCUUUAGAGUCCAGAAUGUAUAUAAUGUAUCGUUUUAGUCUGGACAUAUCUAGAAGAGAGCGAGUGGAUGGACGAUGAAAACGGCUUUUUUUUGUUGAGAAAAAAAAUCAUUUCACUACUUGCAGAUUUUAAAUUAUGAUUGCUAUUAUCUACUUCUGAAAUAAACAGCUAAAAAAAUGGAAA
Pomacea canaliculata is the source of this 11429-nucleotide messenger RNA. Its product is annotated as CUGBP Elav-like family member 3-B. The record is from RefSeq and is a predicted model, not a curated record. Gene Ontology annotation, biological process: mRNA splice site recognition; regulation of alternative mRNA splicing, via spliceosome. Lineage: Eukaryota; Metazoa; Mollusca; Gastropoda; Architaenioglossa; Ampullariidae. Gene Ontology annotation, cellular component: nucleus; ribonucleoprotein complex; cytoplasm. Gene Ontology annotation, molecular function: mRNA binding.